UCACUUAUUUGCCAGUUAUGGCCCAGCAUCGAGCUAAAUAUACUAUUGUUGUCUGUUGAUUCUUUCUGCGCGUACUUUUAGGCCCUUCUUGGAUAAAAUGAAAACAAAUAAACAAGUAGUAUUUGUGUGAUAAUAACUUUGUUCAUAAGCAUCAGAAAUCACGUAUUUAUUCAACAGAUUCUCAACAUGGGGAUUUUACUGUCAAGGUUUCGCAAAAAGAAGACAACUCUAGAACUUCUAGAAGAACUGGAUAAAGAUAUCAAAGUCAUUGAACAAUAUGGUCAGAAUACAGAACAAAGGCAUAAAAAAAUUGUGGGAACUUUGAUUAUCUAUAGCAUUGCUCUGUACAUAAUAACAGCUUUGGUUUUUUACUUUCGAUUCUUCCCUGCGGAGCUGUAUGAUCAAGUUUUUUACAUGACACCUCUACUUAUUUUUCCAAUAUUAAUAUUAUUCACCAAAAGAAUAGUUUCUUGGUACUACAAAAGGAAAAUUUCAAAAAAUCACGAUAAACUUCAAAAAAUGCAGACUCAAAAGAAAAAAAUUUUAGAAGAAGUCACUGAAACUGAGACUUAUAAAAAAGCUAAGGAAAUAUUAUUAAAAUUUGCUCCAGAUCAGCUCAAAAUAACCUCACCAUACAAACAAUCUGAAACACCAGAGACACCGAAAUUUGGCACUCCACAGGCUAUUGUCCCCACAAUGCAACCUGAAACAGAACUACGUCGACGAACGAUUAUUUCGCAAAAUGUUUUAGCAAAUAAAAUAGUCUCACCGGGACCAAUAGGUAAUGCAGCUAUUGGCACUCCUCAACGCACAACCGGCAAAUUAUCUAAUGUCGCAACGCCUACCUAUAAGUCUCCAUUACCAAGACCUAUUUUGCCUCAACAAAGAAAUUACGUUGAUAAAUUAAUAGAAUAUGUUGUUGGGGAUGGACCCAAUAAUCGUUAUGCAUUGAUUUGUCGUCAGUGUGAUUCUCAUAAUGGUAUGGCUUUAAAAGAAGAAUUUGGAUAUUUUGCAUUUAGAUGCUGUUACUGCAACUUUUGGAAUCCAGCAAGGAAGCAAAAGCCUUCAGCACCUAAGUUAGAAUGUGACAAUGAUGCAGCAAUUCCUAGAAGAUUAUCGUUUCAGAUGAGUAAAUCUACUGAAAAUCUAACACAAAUAAGUGCCAAAAGUAAAAUAAGUCCUGAAAAUGAAAACAGUAAUGAAAUUCAAUCACAAGUCUUAGAAAAAAAAGAAGACAAGGUAGAUGAUGUAGUCAAAGAUGAGGAUAAUAUCAAAGAAGAAAAUAAUGAAGUCAAAGAAUCCCCUAAUGAAAAAAGUGAAGAUGUUAAAGCAACAGAAUGAAGCAUUGUUUUAAAAAUGGAAUACAUUUUAUGAAUCUCCAAUACAAGUUAAAUCAAUCAAACCUGUUGGAAAGUGUUUUUCAAGGUAACCCUCUGUGAAUUGUGUGAAGUAUAAUUGAGUGUAUGUAUUAUAAUACAAUUACCAUUUUGAAUUUUUGUGUGAUAAAUGAAAUAAAAUAGAAUUAGUAGUUUAGGAAGUGUUAACCAAGAAAUUGAACAUAAAAACGACGUGUCUUAGUUAUGUGUAUUUAUGCUGUUUUAACUAAAGUUUGUCUGGAAUAUUUAAUUGAAAAGAAAAAUUACUUUUAUAUAUUCAUUAGUUUGUGACUUUAAGAAAGUCACAGAAAAUUUUGAUCAUCAGUGUUUGUUUUGUUUUUUUUUGAGAAUAAUCUCCAUUAAAAUAACUUUACUUUGAAUUUUGAUGAGAUACUGAAGCCUGUAUGGAAAUAAUAAUUUUCAAAUCCUUUUUUUAUUCUAUUGAAUAUUUUUCUAAAAACCUUUUUGCAAAUUCGACAAUUAAGGCUAUUUAUGAGCCAUUUAAAAAAAUAUUCAAUAAAAAUUGUAAAGUGUACUGAAAAUAUAUUAUUUUCACCGUGGCUCUGAUGUCUCUACCUUAUAAGAGAUUCUAACUGUAAAAACUGUAAGUUUUCUAAGACUCAUACAAGUUAUGUAAAUAAAAUUUAUUUUGAACAUA
Trichogramma pretiosum is the source of this 2034-nucleotide messenger RNA. It is a transcript of the gene Lnpk, whose product is annotated as endoplasmic reticulum junction formation protein lunapark. The record is from RefSeq and is a predicted model, not a curated record. NCBI's taxonomy places the organism in Eukaryota, Metazoa, Arthropoda, Insecta, Hymenoptera, Trichogrammatidae. Gene Ontology annotation, biological process: endoplasmic reticulum tubular network organization. The transcript has 9 exons. Gene Ontology annotation, cellular component: endoplasmic reticulum tubular network. Bases 187 to 1341 code for a protein of 384 amino acids.